Messenger RNA from Papaver somniferum (opium poppy), 1431 nucleotides. RefSeq lists its product as uncharacterized. The coding region runs from base 1 to 1431 and encodes 476 amino acids. The record is from RefSeq and is a predicted model, not a curated record. Gene Ontology annotation, molecular function: zinc ion binding; nucleic acid binding. Lineage: Eukaryota; Viridiplantae; Streptophyta; Magnoliopsida; Ranunculales; Papaveraceae. The transcript is spliced from 2 exons.
AUGUCAAGGCGUGGUACUAGCAGACGUAAUGGUACUGGAAGAGGUGGUACCGGAAAUGGUGGUCCUAUCGAUGGAGAUGAACCACAAUUAGGAAAUCAGAAUGUGAAUAUGGCGCAGCUGACCCAGUUAAUAGCCCAAGCAGUGGCUGCUGCUAUGAAUCAAAAUGUUGGACAGGUCAACAAUCAUCAGAAUCAAGGACCGCCUACUGAAACUGGAGAAGAUAGGUAUAGAAAAGUUCAGUUUCAGUUCAAGAAGUUGAACCCGAAAGAGUUUUCUGGAAAGUAUGAUAGCCCAAUGAUAGCCCAUGAAUGGAAGGAUGAGAUGAUAUUAGCUACCUUUCAUCUCACUGGAGAUGCUCAUACUUGGUGGACUUCAGCUUCACGUGGCUUGGAUCAUUCCACCAUGACAUGGACAGACUUCAUUCGUAUGUUUGAUGACAAAUAUUUCCCUCAGAGCAUUCGAAAUGCUAAGGAGAUAAAGUUUCUUACAUUUAAGCAGGGUACUUUAUCUGUUACAGAGUACGAGAUUGAAUACUCAAGAUUGUCGAUGUUUGUACCUCACCUGGUAGAUACUGAAGAGAAAAAUAGACGUGGGUUUGUUCAUGGUCAGAAUGUUGUGUAUCAGAGGCAUAUUGUUGGAAAUCAUAUGAUUGACACAUAUGUUAGGGUUGUUGAGUGUGCAAGAGAGCUUGAGCAAGAAUUUUUGGCUCAUAAGAGGGAUGAGGAAUACCUGAAGAAGGAGAGUAAGGUUUACCGUGCAUCAAAGUAUUCGUCGAGUCAACAUGGAAGUGGUAAGAACCAGCAGACCCAGAAUGUCACUCAACAAGGUGAUCAUCCAGGGAAGAAAAUGAAUGUGUAUUUGAAUCAAGGGUGUCGUGGUCAGAAGAACGGUGGUAAUGAAUGGGAAGUAGUGUCAGCUAAGGGCGAGGCUCUUGCUGCCAGACCAAUUAAUUUCUAUGGGGUUUGUUAUAAAUGUCUUGAAAGGGGACAUAAGGCAUCAGAAUGUACCAAAGAGAAGGUUCAAACAACAGACAGACGUGAGCAUCCAAACGCUAGAAUUGGAAACCAUAAUGUGCAGCCUCGUGGUCAGGGUCAACUCUUUGUUGUGCAACCUCGUGACACAGAGAAUACUAUUUUGGGAGGUACUUUCUUUAUUUUAGGGGAUCAUGUUAGUAUUUUAUUUGAUAUCAGAGCUACAUAUUCUUUCAUUUCUACUAGGUUAGUUCGAAUGAUAAACCUUUCCGUGGUAGUAUGUGAUUUUCCGUUAUGUGUUUCCACCCCUACUAGUAGUAUGGUAGAGUUGAGUAACAAGGUUGAUGCAUGUCCUAUUUUGAUUGGUGAUGUUGAGCACUUGGCGGAUAUUUAUGUGCUGGAUAUGGUUCCUUACGAUGUAAUAUUAGGAAUGGACUGGUUAUCUUCUAAUUUUGUGUAA